ACUCUUCUUCCUGCAGAUGUUAAGAAUUUCUCAGUGUUGCCUCGUUCUCAGUACUGUUGUCUCCUGUGUCUCAGACCCUCUCCCCUCAGAUUCUUCCUCACAAAUUACAACUCUGCCAAUGGACCUGGUUGGUUUUGGUUAUGCAGCCCUUGUGACAUUUGGAAGCAUUUUGGGGUAUAAACGGAGAGGUGGUGUUCCAUCUUUGAUUGGUGGUCUUUGUGUUGGAUUUUUGGCUGGCUAUGGCGCUUACCGUGUCUCUAAUGACAAACGAGAUGUGAAAGUGUCCCUGUUUACAGCUUUCUUCUUGGCCACCAUAAUGGGUGUGCGCUUUAAGAGGUCCAAGAAAAUAAUGCCAGCUGGACUGGUUGCAGGCUUAAGCCUCAUGAUGAUUCUGAGACUUGUCUUACUGCUGCUCUGAGAAUCUGAGGAACUGAGAGUGAACUGAAUUCACAUCAUUCCACUGUAGCAGGCAGAGCAAACUCUUUGUAUUUAAAAGAUAAGCUUCAACAUGAAAUAUCAAGUGUCUUAUUUUAUGUUACAGAAACAAAAGUAACACUGUCACUCCUAAUGUGAACACUAGUUUGAGGUUGGUUUUCUGUUUUUUAAACAAUUCUAACUGUCAAGCACUGUUGUUAUUAAAGGGGCUUAAGAAUCAUGAUGCACUGUCUUUCAUUUGCUUUGUCUAUUUUUAUAUACAGUUGAUCCUCAAUAUUCACAGAUUGCAAUUUUGCAAAUUUGCCCACUGGCUAAAAUUUAUUUGUAAUCCCAAAAUCAAUGCUCAAGGCGCUUUUCCAGUCAUUUUUGGAUUUACACAGAGAGGCAAAAAAUUUGAGUUGACCCUGCCAGCUUAACCAAGUAGGAAACCCAAACAAAAUCCUUGGAUGUACUUAAAAAAUAUCCCAUUAAUCCUAAUGUAAAUUCUAAUGGUGCGAAGAGGUUUUUAUCACAACCAUGGCUUGGAAAAGCUGUUGUCACUAGGGUACUCCUCUUAUCUGCCAACUGUCAAAGAUGAUUCAG
Trichechus manatus latirostris (Florida manatee) is the source of this 1017-nucleotide messenger RNA. RefSeq names its product transmembrane protein 14A (gene TMEM14A). Bases 17 to 418 code for a protein of 133 amino acids. Gene Ontology annotation, biological process: regulation of heme biosynthetic process. The transcript is spliced from 5 exons. The record is from RefSeq and is a predicted model, not a curated record. Lineage: Eukaryota; Metazoa; Chordata; Mammalia; Sirenia; Trichechidae. Gene Ontology annotation, cellular component: mitochondrial membrane.